GGAAAUAAAUGGAUUUUUCUGACAAAAAAAUGAAAACCAAACUCAAGAGAAAGUUAGAUAAAAUUGAGAAGAAAAAACUGAAAAGGAAAAAUAACAAAAUGAGAUCCAAAAUAGCUAAACUGGCACAAGCUACUAAAGCAGCAACAGCAUCGUCAAAUUUUCCAUCUACAGAAACUGUCAAAACAGAAGUUCCUGAGCCAACAGUCACAAGUAGACCACCUAAGCCCAUUUUCAACAGUGAAGGUCGCAUGGUUUUCAGCAAAUUUGAUUUUACUCCAUCACAUAUCCUGAAAAAAAUCACCUUAGAUCCAAAAGCAGCAAUGAUUAAAAUUAAGAAAACCAAAGAAAAGGUUAAAUUCCUGGAGGCUAAAGGAGAUAUUGAAAAAGCAAGAAGUAUUGAAGAACAACAAGCAUGGGAAGGUGCUCUUCUAAGGGCUGAAGGUGUCAAGGUGAAAGACAAUGUGGAAUUGCUUGCUAAAUCUAUUAAGAAAAAGGAUAAAAUGAAAUUACAAAGUAAAAAGAAGUGGGGUGAACGCGUUGAAGCUCAGGAAAAGAAAAAGGAAGACGUACAGAAGAAAAGAAAUGCCAACAUUAAGAAGAAGAAGAACGAAAAGAAGGAACAUAAAUUGAAUAAACUAGCGAACAAAGGCAAAUUUAUCGUAUGAAUGACCCGACACCGAUUCGUGGAUGAGCUGACCAGCUGACCUAUGUCCUAUCGUGUGCAAGCCGUGUCGUGAUAGUUUUGUAUAAAAAUACACUGGCAUGCCUUCCAUGGUUGUGGACAAAAUUUUAAAAA
This is a messenger RNA of Daphnia pulicaria, 796 nucleotides long. RefSeq names its product surfeit locus protein 6 homolog. The record is from RefSeq and is a predicted model, not a curated record. Gene Ontology annotation, molecular function: DNA binding; RNA binding. NCBI's taxonomy places the organism in Eukaryota, Metazoa, Arthropoda, Branchiopoda, Diplostraca, Daphniidae. Bases 9 to 665 code for a protein of 218 amino acids. Gene Ontology annotation, biological process: ribosomal small subunit biogenesis; ribosomal large subunit biogenesis. The transcript has 2 exons. Gene Ontology annotation, cellular component: nucleolus.